Messenger RNA from Dioszegia hungarica, 1884 nucleotides. RefSeq lists its product as uncharacterized. Bases 1 to 1884 code for a protein of 627 amino acids. The record is from RefSeq and is a predicted model, not a curated record. Lineage: Eukaryota; Fungi; Basidiomycota; Tremellomycetes; Tremellales; Bulleribasidiaceae. Gene Ontology annotation, biological process: lipid metabolic process; chromatin remodeling. Gene Ontology annotation, molecular function: protein binding; histone methyltransferase activity; oxidoreductase activity, acting on the CH-CH group of donors. The transcript is spliced from 12 exons.
AUGAGCACCCCACAAGAUCCUCUUCACGCCAGUAUCGAGCGGACGUACCGGCAAGUGUACAGCGAGUACCAUAAUCACAAACCCCAUUUCACCGAAACUCUCCCCUGCUAUCUUGCAGCCACCAACGUAUCGGCCGAAGUAGACGAUGCCAUCAGCGACUACUUCGAACAGUGGUACGAUCCUCAUCAUGCCACCGUGCUCGAGAACAGCUCCUCGAAUCGGCCGGCUCCAGCACCCGCUGCUCACCAGCUGGAAGUCCGCCAGGCAAAGCUGCAGCGUCUGCGCGGAGACGGACGUCAGAUCGACAUCUGCGCAAUUCAGCAAUCCGCUUUGCUGGUCCCCGCAAGUGCCACAAUUCCGCCCUACCGGUUCUGUCGCCCUAUCGACACCUGCGUGUUCCGUGAGACUGAACGCUUUGCGGCGUUCACUCACGCGAUCAUGCAGGAUAACGAUAGGGCGGAUGAGCUCACGGCGGCAUAUAUGGGCAGGGGCUGGCUCCAUGAGCAGCCAAGUCGGCAGAGUGAUAUCGACAUUGUCGCUCUGGAGACCUUUGAGCGCCUGAUGGACAAGGGUCUUGACCGCGAGGAUAUCGACCGCUCGCGGAUCCUGCCGCUCCACAGCGACGUCAUCGUCGAUCUGGAUAUCCUCCGCGACCUCCCUCCGUUCCCUACUGCCUCUACAGACGCCACUGGAUCCACCUCUCGUGCUAAGGCGUGGCAGGGCAUUUUACCUGUCGCGGCCGAAAGCUUUGUCGAUGAUCCAGAGCGCCUUCACCUGGACGCCCAGGCAAGGCUGUGUCCUCGGCGAGAUUGCAGGACGUUUGGGUGUCAGCUACACAGUACAUUGACUGUGGUCAAGCCACAACCAACACUUCGCUCGACCGAGCCACUCACCGGCUUCGAUCCUGUCGGCGAGUCUCCAUGCUCUGGGUCGUGCUAUCGCCGGCCAGCCCCCUCAGACCCGCUGGUACACGAGCACUGGCCCGAAGCUCACGUCUACAAGCUUCAGGAGUGCUUGGAUUGGCUGCCCGACACCAACAGCUGUGCGCUCAGAACUGUUUUUCCCCGCCGUUCUUGCGCCGAGUUGCAUCGGAAGAUUGCUCUGCUGCGAAUGAACCCCGCCCGAAACCCAUCUCAAAGCAACGAUGUUGCGAUCGCCGCUCCCAAAGGCUGCACUUGUCACUCUGUGCGCCAGAAAGGCAAGGCAGCAACAUCACGCUCCUCCUUCUGCGGGGGAGAGUCGUGCCCUUGCCGAGCAGCUGGCAGAGAGUGCGACCCCGAGCUUUGCCAUCCUUCGACUGAAGCGGAAGACUGGGACAGUAUCCUCUCCGAAUCCCCCAAACCACCCUCUUGCGGCACAUGCACAAACAUGCAGCUCCAGAGACUUCCGCUUGGGCCGUCUACGGAUUUCCGCGUCGGUAUUAGCAAAACCUCCGGUUAUGGUCUCUUUGCACGUGUCCCCAUCUCGAACAAUAAGCCCAUUUUCGAGUAUACGGGCGAGCAUAUCCCGAACGCUGAAUCGGACAACAGGUCUCUUUUCUACGCCGUAUCAAAAAGGAACUACCUUUUCGACGUUGUCGGAUGGCUUGGUUUCACCCUCGAUGCCGGUCUGAUGGGCAAUGACGCACGGUAUAUAAACACCGUGUAUGGCCUAGAAGCGGUUAAGAGGAGGAAGAUCAACACCGAUGCCGCCUCUGUGGAAGCGCAGGGGCGGAAUAGGAUCUUGAUCAGGACCAAUAAGUCCCGUCAGAAGAUCUCUGCCGGAGAGGAGUUGUUCCUCGACUAUGGCGAAAUGUUCACCGUCAAGAGCAAAAUCUCCCAGCUCAACAGUCAGAGAGAGAGGAAAAGGGAGGAGAAGAAGGAGAGGCAGGAGAAACGGCGCUAG